AUGAAUUGUAUUGUUAACGUUAAUGUUUCUGAAAACUUGUUGGACUCUGACAAUGUAAAAUUCAUAAGUGAAAUGAAACAACUGGUAGCACUUUUUGUGCCAACAAAUCGAAUUGGUGAUGAAGGAACCAAAUUGAUAAGUGAAAUGAAGCAAUUAAUAUCACUUGGUAUUUCUAAGAAUCAAAUUGGUGCAAAAGGAGUUAAAUACCUAUGUAAACUGAAACAAUUGAUAGCACUGGAUAUUAAUAGAAAUAGAAUUGGUGAUGAAGGAGCCAAAUUGAUAAGUAAAAUGAAACAGUUAACAUUACUUCAUGUUGGUGACAAUCAAAUAGGUGUCAAAGGAGUUAAAUACAUUAGUGAAAUGAAACAAUUAACAUGUCUUUAUAUUUAUGGUAAUGGAAUUGGUGAUGAAGGAGCCAAAUUGAUAAGUGGAAUGAAACAAUUAACAGAACUUUCUAUUGGUCACAAUGAAAUUGGUGAUGAAGGAGCCAAGUUUAUCAGUGAAAUGAAGCAAUUAACAGAACUUUCUAUAUUUUACAAUAGAAUUGGUGACGAAGGGGCCAAAUACAUAAGUGAAAUGAAACAAUUAACAGAUCUUGAUAUUCGUCAUAAUCGAAUUGGUGAUAAAGGAGAAAAAUUGAUAAGUGGAAUGAAAAAAUUAAAAAGACUUUGCUUAUAUUGA
This is a messenger RNA of Naegleria gruberi, 681 nucleotides long. RefSeq lists its product as uncharacterized. Gene Ontology annotation, biological process: activation of GTPase activity; nucleocytoplasmic transport. Gene Ontology annotation, cellular component: nucleus; perinuclear region of cytoplasm; cytosol. Gene Ontology annotation, molecular function: GTPase activator activity; small GTPase binding. Bases 1 to 681 code for a protein of 226 amino acids. NCBI's taxonomy places the organism in Eukaryota, Heterolobosea, Eutetramitea, Acrasida, Naegleriidae. The transcript has a single exon. The record is from RefSeq and is a predicted model, not a curated record.